Aspergillus campestris IBT 28561 is the source of this 1270-nucleotide messenger RNA. Its product is annotated as SAP domain-containing protein. The coding region runs from base 253 to 1128 and encodes 291 amino acids. Gene Ontology annotation, biological process: poly(A)+ mRNA export from nucleus. NCBI's taxonomy places the organism in Eukaryota, Fungi, Ascomycota, Eurotiomycetes, Eurotiales, Aspergillaceae. Gene Ontology annotation, cellular component: nucleus. The record is from RefSeq and is a predicted model, not a curated record. The transcript has a single exon.
GCCAGCUCCAAGAGCCUGCUGCUUUGCGCCGAUACCGCGACGCGUUUCAACAGGAGUGCAGCUCGACGACACCUAUCAAUCUCCCACAUCAUUAUACCACUCUCUACCAAUUUGCUGGUGAAUCGCAUGGUCGAGUAAAGCUACCUUUUACUGCCAAUAUCACCCGUGCGUGUGUAACUGCCGCAUCCGCCUCCUCCACCCUUCCUCGCAACCAACCCUCCGACAUCACCAUCCGCAACCCACCUCUACAAUAUGACUACCGAUUACAGCAAGAAGACGAAUGCAGAGCUCGUCGAGAUUCUGAAGGCGCGCUCCCUGCCGCACACAGGGAAGAAGGCAGAGAUGGUGGCUCGCAUCCAGGAAGACGACGCUAGCAAGGCUACCAACUCCGCCGCGGCUCCCGCUGCCGCUCCCAAGGGCGACACCGCGGACGACGUCAUCGACUGGGAGGACGACGAGGUCCCCGCCGAGACAGCGAAACCGUCCACCGAAGCCGCCGCGCCGGCCGAGAAUACCGAAGCGCCUAACCCACAGCCCGACGCCGCCCCCGCCGCCCCAGAGGAGCCCCAGGCGGAGCCCAAGGGCACCGAGGGAGAUACACAAGAAGGCUCGAGCCAAUCUACUGCGACCGCGCAGGCGGAGGAGAAACCGGCUACCAAUUACGCCAAGGGUCUGCCCGUCACUGAGUUGGAGGAGGAACUGAAGAAGCGCAAGGCUCGCGCGGAGAAGUUUGGAAUCACGGAGGAUUCGCAGGCUGCGAUUGCUGAGGCCGAGCAGAGGCUAGAACGUGCUAAGCGUUUUGGCGCGGAGGCUGAGGUUCCUGCCAAUGCGGGCGUGAGCAAACUGGACGAAGCGCUGCCGACUGAGCAGCCUCGCAAGAGAGGCCGCGGCCAGACUGAUCAGGGCGGUCGUGGAGGCAAGAGACGCGAUGUUGGGGGCAGAGGCCAGGGACAGGGUCAGGGCCAAGGACAGGGCCAAGGUCGAGGCGGCCGCGGCCGUGGCGGUCGCCAGCAAGGUCGCAACCAGCAGGGCGGCGCACGACCUACCAACGGUGGUGGUCAAGCCCCGAUGAGUGAGAAGGACAGGUCGGCUAUGGAGGCCCGGAAGAAGCGGUUUGCUGCCGCGUGAGCGAUCGGAAGUGUCGACUCUAAUUUUGCUGCCAUUCUUUACCAUCUUUUUCCAUCUUAACUUUGUGUCUGUUGGCGUUUAUGGGAAAUUUACUGUGUCCACUAGGUAGCAUACAUUCUCUUAUGAAAUCUUGAAAAGCUGC